GGGAGGGGUUGCAGAAUGUGGAGAAGUGUCACACAGAUCAGACACAAAGGAAUCCAGGUCCUCAGGGCACAGCUCCCUGCUCAGCCAUCCUUGAGUGCUUUACCUGCAGCCUUCCUCCCUCACAGCCAAGUGCCAGCAGCCUUCAUUGCAAACCAGGACCUCAGCAAGUGGCUGGCACCCCUGGCUUUCAGUUCAAUAACAACACAGGUGCAAGAUUCUUAACAUCCAGAUGUCCAGAAAAGGAAAACUGGGUGUUGGAGGGGUUUGGUAUUUGCCCUGGUUGGGUAGAACAUUUGGCAUCUGAUGGAGGGAUGUGUUUCGAGGUCAAGAGCCUCCAAUACAAGACUUUAAGGAAACUUAGUCCUGUCCACUGAGGAUUUUGGAGGCUGUAGGUUUAAAGGAGGCUUGUAGAAACACAGAAGCUGGAGUUACAGGUUGAGGUUGACCAGCCUAGGCAUUCUCUGGGGACGUGGAGCCAGGUCACUGCUUGCCCUGUGCCUCUGCCUGGAUGUAGAGCCAUUGACAGCAGCCCUCUAACUGUGACCAUCCAACCAAUUCUUUAUCUGCCUAACAGCCUGCCCUUCAAAUCCAUCUUUCUCCAAUGUAGAGCUAAGAACGUGGUAUGGGACCACGUCAGAGUCCUUGCACAACUACAGGUAGGCAUUAUCAGUUGCUCUGCCUUUGUCCACCAAUGCCACUGCGUUGGUCAGACACCUUGAGUGCAGUUUUUUGUUCUGAUAUUGUAAUAUUUUAGCCAAAGUGGGGCAGUUCCAGGCAGAGAGCUUGGGUGAUGUGCUGUGUUCCACUGCAGAGGGGCUGGAAAUGUGCUGGUUGGAGGUUUGGGCAAGGAAAGGAAUGUGUUGUCAUUACAGACAGUUGUGUUAAUCACUGAGCUGAGAUGGAGCAGUGGCUGGGAGCAGCAGCCAUGCCAACUUCAGUCCUAAAGAACAUUUUCUGCAGAAGGUGAAAUCCCAAAGGCACUGUGUCCCACAGCCGUGCCAGCAAGUGCUGGCAUCCAUCAGCUUGUUAAAGGUGAUUGACUGUGACUUCACCUGCCAGGAGAGCAGGGAGCAGAGCAGAAAGUACAAGAGGAGAUUAAAGAUCAGCGAGCAAUUUCCAUUGGCUGCCUUAAAAUUGCAGCGUGGUAAUUAGGCAGCUCACAAAUAGCUCAGCUCUCUGCCUGCCUGCUCAGAUUGAAACCUGUCACCACUGUGAGGAACUGAACUUGGCUGCGAGGGAGCAAAAGCAAAAGCCUCGUUCAGCAGCACAGUAAUGCAGCCAUGCAGGGACCGAGACCAGUGGUUCUGAGUGGCCCAUCAGGUGCAGGGAAGAGCACUUUGAUAAAGAAAUUGUUUAAAGAUUAUGAGAACAUCUUCGGCUUCAGUGUCUCUCAUACAACGAGGCAGCCAAGACCCGGAGAAGUAAAUGGCAAAGAUUACCACUUUGUGACCAGAGAAGAAAUGAAGAAAGAAAUCGAUGCUGGUGAAUUCAUUGAGCACGCAGAGUUCUCAGGAAAUAUGUAUGGGACGAGUAAAGGUGCAGUGCAGGCUGUUCAGGCCAAGAACCAGAUCUGCAUCCUGGACAUUGACAUCCAAGGCGUAAAGAACAUCAAGAAGACAGACCUGAACCCCAUCUACAUCUCGGUGCAGCCUCCAUCCAUAGAUGUCCUGGAAAAAAGACUGCGUGACCGACAGACUGAGACAGAAGAAAGUCUACAGAAGCGUUUGACUGCAGCCCGUGUAGAUUUGGAACUUAGUAAAGAGCCUGGCCUCUUUGACUUGGUCAUUAUUAAUGAUGAUCUAGAAAAAGCCUAUUCAGAACUGAAGGAGCAGCUCCUGAAGGAAAUCCAGAAGGCCCAAGAAUCCAGGAAGUCCUGAGCUGAGCCUGCCUGGACGUUUUAACUUGAUCACAUCAUUCCUGAGCCACAUCACAGCAUUUCAUUCCAAGAGACAUUCCCUUUAGGCCCAUCCUCCUCCCGUGUUAUUCUAGGAUAUUUCUAUUAAAAGGAAGGAAAACAAAA
This is a messenger RNA of Lagopus leucura (white-tailed ptarmigan), 2020 nucleotides long. RefSeq names its product guanylate kinase 1 (gene GUK1). The transcript has 9 exons. Gene Ontology annotation, cellular component: cytosol. The coding region runs from base 1281 to 1877 and encodes 198 amino acids. The record is from RefSeq and is a predicted model, not a curated record. Gene Ontology annotation, biological process: purine nucleotide metabolic process. NCBI's taxonomy places the organism in Eukaryota, Metazoa, Chordata, Aves, Galliformes, Phasianidae. Gene Ontology annotation, molecular function: GMP kinase activity.